Messenger RNA from Balaenoptera acutorostrata (minke whale), 980 nucleotides. RefSeq names its product metallothionein-1E. The transcript has 4 exons. Gene Ontology annotation, molecular function: metal ion binding. The record is from RefSeq and is a predicted model, not a curated record. NCBI's taxonomy places the organism in Eukaryota, Metazoa, Chordata, Mammalia, Artiodactyla, Balaenopteridae. The coding region runs from base 683 to 868 and encodes 61 amino acids.
GCUCUUUUCUGUGCUCUGAACUGUAGUUUGUGGGGAUGGUUACGUGGGCACAAAAGCAGAAUUAUGGUGAAGAAAGCAUGUUGUACAGUUUAUAUGUCUUUCAAACGUUUUUCCCCUCAAUGCGUCAAAACACUACGCACCUGCUGGUAGAUUCCGUGUAUAAGAGAGAUCAGACAGUAUUUGUCUUUCUCUGUCUGACUUGUUUCACUUAGCUUAAUGCCCUCAAGUUCCAUCCAUGUUGUCACAAAUGGGAACUCGCCAUCAGGCCAUCGGCGUGUGUUGAGAGGCAGUCAAGCAGCAGGAAGAGGUACCGUGGAGCCUGGACUGACUGAUUUGUGGUUUCCAGACCUGCAGAGCUUGGUCUCAAGAAGAAAGAGAAGAAGGAAGAAAUCUACUGCAGUAUUGGAAGCAGGAAAAUUACUUAAAUUAGAGUGGUGGCAUGGAAUGAAGAGGGACAGAUUAAGAGUGACACCUUUUCAGGUUCAAACAGGUGAUGGAUCGUUGGAUGGAGCAGGGUUCUGCCUCAUUGGAGCACUCACCCAGUGUUGCUGAACUGCCGUUGGGUUGGGUUGCUUUAACUCAGGCAUUAAAAGGAGACAGCACAGACGCCCCCCCACCGGACCAGGACCAGUGAAGCGGCUUCGCCCCUUGCUUUGGACCUCGGGCCUCACUUCUCCUCCAGAUGGAUCCCAAGUGCUCCUGCCCCACUGGCGGCUCCUGCAGCUGUGCUGGCUCCUGCACCUGCAAAGCCUGCAGAUGCACCUCCUGCAAGAAGAGCUGCUGCUCCUGCUGCCCCGUGGGCUGUGCCAAGUGUGCCCAGGGCUGCAUCUGCAAAGGGGCCUCGGACAAGUGCAGCUGCUGUGCCUGAUGUCGUGGAGAGCCUGCCCCGGGUGUCAACAGAGCAACCAGGACGAUCCUGCAUUUUACCAUUUUUCAUACAACCGGACCUGACGCUACCUUCCUUUUUCUAUCAAAUAUGU